AUGUCCCGGGAAGAAGCUACUAUGUUUGCCCUGCGGAAGAUCGUUGUCGACGCCUUUUUAUUCUGCGGAUUGUUGUUCUGUAUUUAUGCAACUCCUUACUUAUGGGUGCCGUUCGAACGAGGGUUCUUCUGCGGCGAUGAAAGCCUCAUGUUCCCCUACAAGGAUGACACGGUUUCCUCUACUAUGCUCAGAGUGGUCGGUUUAGGACUACCUGUAUUAACAUUCUUGAUUUGCGAAUGGGCUCUGCUCCGGAAAGAGAACGAGGAACAGCGUUAUCUGAAUAUACUGAUCCCAGUUUGGUUGCGUGGCUUCUACUGCGCGCUGGCAUCCUUCGCUUUAGGCACCUGCUUUGUAGAACUCACCACGAAUAUCACGAAAAUUGUUAUAGGAAGACCCAGACCACACUUUUUUGACUUGUGCCAACCAUCUGUAGACUGCAGCCUGCCGGUCUGGCGAGGCCGUUACAUUCAGCCACAUGAAUACACAUGUACAGGCAGCUUACAGGAGAUGUUCACGGAUAUGCACAUGUCUUUCCUUAGUGGACAUUCUUCGUGGUCAGCCUACACUAUGGUUUAUUUAGCUUUAUACCUCGAAAAGCGCAUGGUAUGGAGAGGAACUAGAGUUCUACGCCACUCCUUGCAGUUCGGCGCGGUGAUGCUGAGCUGGUUCACUGCACUCUCCCGCGUUUCCGACUACAAACACCACUGGAGCGAUGUCCUAGCUGGCUACUCCCUUGGGGUUACGUUUGCUGUGCUAGUGUGGACAUGGGGAACUGAUAUUAUUCAACCGAAGAAAAAACACUCACCUUUACCGCAACAUGAUAAUAUUUCCUUGAUGGUUCAUCCGCAAGCAGCUGCUUAG
Messenger RNA from Parnassius apollo (apollo), 861 nucleotides. The record is from the annotation of a GenBank genome assembly. Lineage: Eukaryota; Metazoa; Arthropoda; Insecta; Lepidoptera; Papilionidae.